Molecule: messenger RNA, 4706 nt
Organism: Amblyraja radiata (thorny skate)
Lineage: Eukaryota; Metazoa; Chordata; Chondrichthyes; Rajiformes; Rajidae
Gene: bmal1
Product: basic helix-loop-helix ARNT like 1
Exons: 18
Coding region: 415-2376 (653 amino acids)
Biological process (GO): regulation of DNA-templated transcription
Cellular component (GO): cytoplasm; transcription regulator complex; nucleus
Molecular function (GO): protein dimerization activity; DNA-binding transcription factor activity
Source: RefSeq, a predicted model, not a curated record
AAUAACUGUUUCAAAUUAAUUCUCAUUGCAUACAGGGUGCACUGCUAAUAUCUGCCUUAGCAUUUGGGUAUAUGCAAUUAAUUGACCAUGUGAACUCUGAACAGCAUGGCUUAAUUUUGUUUGAAUUCAUUUUAAAGCUAAGCUGUAAGGAAGUGUGGCAGAAGAUUUGUGCACAAUAGGAUCUCUCAGUUCUAGGUACACUACCUGAUCUUUUUUUUUGCUGUUAGUGGAGGGAAACAUGUUACCAAAGACCCGAGGAGAGACCCCAUUUCUGCCAUGAGACCAUUUAAAUUAAUCAGAGAGGACCCUAGAUAGACAGCUUGUGAAAUAAUGGCACUUCCUUGGUACUGUACUGGUUAUUCAUGCCUGGCUUAAUUGUUCAAAUAGGUUGUCUGGAGUUAAACCCAGACCCUUAUGAUCAGAAGAAGAAUGCUUUCCUCUGAACCAAGGCUGACACCUACUGCCAAGUUUAUGAAAUAUUAUCCAAUGGCAGACCAAAAUAUGGACAUAUCCUCAACAAUAAAUGAUUUUAUCUCGACCGAUCCAACAGGAUUGAUAUCAUGCUCCUUGGGCACAGGAGGGAUGGACUUCAACAGGAAAAGGAAAGGAAGUUCCACAGAUUAUCAGCUUGAUGGCUUCUCAUUUGAGGACAGUAUGGACACAGACAAAGAAGACCAGCAUAGCAGGAUGGAAUGCACAGACCAACACGGGAGAGUAAAACAUGCCAGAGAGGCCCACAGCCAGAUUGAAAAGCGGCGGCGGGAUAAGAUGAACAGCUUCAUUGAUGAGUUAGCGUCGAUGGUUCCAACAUGCAAUGCCAUAUCCAGGAAACUGGAUAAGCUUACUGUGCUUCGGAUGGCCGUGCAGCACAUGAAGACACUCCGAGGACCUACCAAUGCUUACACAGAAGCUAACUACAAACCUGCCUUUCUGUCAGAUGAUGAGCUGAAACAUCUUAUUCUCAGGGCAGCUGAUGGAUUUCUUUUUGUUGUGGGGUGCGACAGAGGAAAGAUACUUUUUGUGUCUGAAUCAGUCUUCAAAAUCCUCAAUUACAGUCAGACUGAUCUGAUUGGUCAGAGCUUGUUUGAUUACCUUCAUCCAAAGGACAUCGCCAAAGUGAAAGAGCAGCUCUCCUCGUUCGACAGUGCGCCAAGGGAAAGGCUAAUAGAUGCCAAAACUGGCUUGCCGGUGAAGACUGACAUAACUCCUGGACCCACCCGACUGUGUUCAGGAGCAAGGCGCUCCUUCUUCUGCCGGAUGAAGUGCAACAAACCAUCAGUCAAGGUGGAGGACAAGGACUUCUCUUCAAACUGCUCCAAGAAGAAAGCCGACCGCAAAAGCUUCUGCACCAUCCACAGCAGUGGCUACUUGAAGAGUUGGCCCCCCACAAAGAUGGGAUUGGAUGAAGACAACGAAGCUGACAACGAGGGCUGCAACCUGAGCUGCCUUGUGGCCAUUGGCCGUCUACACCCUCACAUCACCCCGCAGCCAGUCAGCAGUGAUAUCACAGUCAAAUCAACAGAGUACGUUUCCCGGCACGCGAUAGAUGGGAAGUUUGUCUUUGUGGAUCAAAGGGCAACGGUGAUUCUAGGAUAUUUGCCGCAAGAGUUGCUAGGAACCUCGUGUUACGAGUACUUCCACCAAGAUGAUAUCGUGCAUCUUGCAGAGUGCCAUCGACAAGUAUUACAGAGCAGAGACAAGUUCACCACCAGCUGCUAUAAGUUCAGGAUAAAGGAAGGUUCCUUCAUCACACUGCGCAGUCACUGGUUCAGUUUCCUGAAUCCAUGGACCAAGGAAGUCGAAUAUAUUGUUUCCAGGAACACAGUUGUCUUUGCCAGCUCUCUGGACAGAGGGGACUCUGCCAAUCUACCGCUCGCCAACACUCCGCCCAGCGUGGACAGCGUGCUGCAGUCUGGAGAAGCUAGUUCAAAGCAUGUUGUCACUGCUGUUCCCGGCAUUCCCGGGGGAACCCGUGCCGGAGCAGGGAAGAUCGGGCGGAUGAUAGCUGAAGAGGUUUUGGAACAACAAAGGAUGAGAGGAUCGUCCUCUUCGAGCUGCAGUUCCAGUCCCCUGAACGUCACCAGCACACCGCCCCCUGACGCAACUUCUCCAAUCGGCAAGAAGAUUAUGAAUGGCACAUCAGACAUGCCUACUACAGGAGGACAGCCUGGGCAAAUGACAGAAGGAACAGGAUAUCUAUACACUGACAACUCUCUACUCAGUGGCAGCUCUCACCUGGGUAUCGGUGAGGAGGAUCGCUCGGUGAGCAGUCCCAGUAACGACGAGGCAGCCAUGGCGGUGAUCAUGAGUCUCCUGGAGGCCGAUGCUGGGCUUGGCGGUCCGGUUGAUUUCAGCGACUUACCUUGGCCCCUCUGAUCAUCCCCAUGCCGACAGCUUGCGGAGCUCGACUUGGACUGAUUCGCAGAACACUGAAUGUGGAUGGAGCUGCUCUUGGCUGCUAAGUGUGCGUGUUGUGUUUGCCUACAUGUUGCACAGAGCUGAAACUGUUGUAUCUGGAUCCCACAGGACACAUACCCUGUCUUUGCAUCAUCCUCGAUAAAACUGGCAUUGAACUUGCUCAGUUAUCAGCUACUGAUGUGUACGGAGGACAUUUUAAGCUUUGCACAAUUAUAUUUUUGUGGCUUUCUGAAAUCUAAUUCAAAGAGUGUUCUUCUGCAAAACUAAAUGUUAAAGUAGGGGUUUAUUUUUGCUUCAUGUUCUAUUUCAGACACAUGUACAGAUAUUUAUCAUCUUAGCUGUGAAAUGUUGCUUUAAAGCUACAGAGUUUAGUCUGUUUGUACAGUAUUUUAUAGAGGAAUCAUGUAUAAAAGAGAUCGUCAUCUUUUAAACUUAAACUAUUUGUAUAUAUUGUGUAAACAGAAUUUGUACCGAUACUUCUCUAACCUCUUGCCCCAUCCCAGGUGAGUUUGCUUCAACAGGGAUGUGCUGCUUUCUUUCUGUACAUACAAAACAUUUAAUUUAUUCUCCAAUCUCUUCUUUGCUCGAACAUUGGUCUGCUGUUAACAGAUUUAACAUUUUACCUGGAAAUUCACCACUUCUUGUAAGUUGUUUCAAUGUUCUUUAUUGCAUAUUUUUUAAGAAAAGCAGGAUAUAUAAUAAAGCAAACAGAAGCUAUUAUCAGCAUGCUGUGUUUCAACAAAGAACGGGGGAUUAAACAGCCGAGACAUUUGUGCCAGGUUGUUGCAUACGGCAAGAACAUGCAGAGGAAACUCAACAUUACACACCAGCCAUUUUGGAGUAGUGGGUGCAGUACUGGCCACUGUGUUACAGGAAGGAUGGGGAGGCUUUGGAGAGGGUACAGAACUGGUUCACCAGGAUGGAAACUGGUUCAGAAGGUAUUGGUUAUAAGGAAGGGAGACACAAUAGAAGUUUAUAAAAUUAAAAGGGAGUCUGUCAGAAUCUUUUUCCCAGGAUGGAAAUGCCAGAUUAGAGGGCAGAGUUUGUCUGGGGGGGAAAAAGUUUAAAGAUGUGUGGGACAAAUUUUCUUUAAACAGAAAGGUGGGUGCCUGGAAUGCACUGCCAGGGGUGGUGGCGGUGGAGGCAGAUCCGAUAGUGGUGUUUAGAUAGCCACAUAGAUAUGCAGUGAAUCAUAACUCUACACAGUACUUCUUCACAGACUGUAAAAGGAGCAAUAAAUCCACCACCUCCUUCACCCAUCUUGCAAUCUCACCCUGCUGUGAUGCACUGCAGGAUAAACAUGUUAAAUGCAUUGAUAGUGGGUGAUUGUUCAGCAAGUUCAUUUAUGGAGUUAUGAAUUGAUUUAUGGAAUGGCAAGUUUCUGUUGCAUAAGUAUUUAAAAAAAUUAGACUUCAACCUUUUCAUGGGGGGAUGAAUGGAUUGUCCUGCAUUAUAACAGUACUUCUUUAGCUCUUUGGUAGAACAGCCAAAGUGUUGACAGCUGCCAUGAAUGGAGACUGCUUUGACGUAGUGACCCUCAGGCAACUUGAUCCUUUGCUUGCUACAAAUUUCCCGCAGGAUAUAGCAGUGUUAGGAUUAUUUUGACAAGCAUAUGGAACUGACAAUUGCUGACAGACAAGCGGAUACUUUGGGACCCGCGUGAUGGAUUUGCGGUUGCGGUGGGACUCCGGGCACCUUCUGCGGGGUGGAAUAGACACAAAGUGCUGGAGUAACUCAGCGGGUAGGCAGUAUCUCUGGAGAAAAAGGAUGGAUCAGGUCUCGACCCUCAACGUUACCCAUCCUUUUUUCCCCCAGAGAUGCCGCAUGAUCCGCUGAAUUACUCCAGCACUCUGUCUAUCUUCCGUUCCACGCAUUCUGCUGGGUGGGAACUGUUUUGUUAGCAAUGCCCGACUGGUUGAGCGAAAUGCCUUGAUUUAACCACACGUUGCCCUUGGCCUAUAACGCCAGGAAUCCACAUUUUUGACUUGUAAAUGAUGUGGCAAACUGUCAGGUUGCAUCAAGCUUGGUUUGGGAAUAGCUCUGUCCAAGCCCGCAAGAAAUUGCAGAGAGUUGUGGAUGUACCCGAGUACAUCACACAGACCCGACUUGCGACUAUCGACUCCAUCUACACUUUACACUGCCUCAGAAAAACAGCCACGAUAAAGACUUGUUCCACCCUGAUCAUUCCUCUUCCUCCCUGCUCCCGUCUGCCAGAUGGUAAGGAAGCAUAUGCCACCGACUCAGGAACAACUUGUACCCCUCCAUUAUCAGGCAACAUUAUCUAGAUG